This is a messenger RNA of Folsomia candida, 1672 nucleotides long. Its product is annotated as extensin. Bases 248 to 1111 code for a protein of 287 amino acids. The record is from RefSeq and is a predicted model, not a curated record. The transcript is spliced from 2 exons. NCBI's taxonomy places the organism in Eukaryota, Metazoa, Arthropoda, Collembola, Entomobryomorpha, Isotomidae.
UUCAUUCUUCUCUCAAAUCGAGUCAAGUUCUUAUUUUGGGACACAAUUUCUCAUAAAAUUGUCCACGUUUAAAUAUAAAUUCAUUAAAACCGAGUCGAAUUGUUACUUCAACUUUAAAACGUGGGACACAAUUUCUCCUAAAAUUGCUCAAAUUUACUAAAACCAAGCCCUCAUCUUUUUUACUUUGGGACACAAUUUCUCCCCAAAUUUCCGGAUUUUGUUUUUAUAAACUCACCCCACCGAGGUCAUGACCCUCCACCGCAUAAUCACCCUCCUCCAAGAGUUGAACCUCUUGGCGGAACUGUUACUAAAAUUGUGGAUAGUUUUCUCCUUUUGGUUUGUCUUCUUACUGUUCAUGUACUUCAAAGCGGUUCGAUUCCUGGCCGAAUAUGUGCUUCGUUUCUUGGCGAACCUGGACCCAGCCGCUGUGGGGGAGCGUGUGACCCCCUCGUUCAGCCAGGUCUACAUUCCCUCGCCCACCCACCAACCCAACUCCCCCAGGGACUCGACAAUUUUACGGGACACGUUUGGCACCAAGUGGAGAAACGAGCGUGAAAGGCAGGACAUGACGGCACUCUUUUCGGACAAGACGAUUCCUAAGCCAGGAUUUGAGGAGUACGAGAAGUACGAUUAUUAUCCGAGAAGGACGGUUUUGAGCCAAAAAUUUGGACCACCAGCGACCGAUAUCCCUCAGCAUGUUUACGAUGCCGCGACCCUCCUAAAAUCUCCAGAAUAUUUGCCCUCGUCAUAUCCACAGAGUGGCAAUGUUGAUAAGCCACCUUCUUAUCUCAGCAACCAACAACAAAACCACAACAACUUCGUUCCCACGCCACCCGGGUACCAAAUCCCUCCAAUGCCACCAGGGUACCAACCCCCCACAACGCCACCCGAGUAUCAACCUCCCACAACGCCACCCGAGUAUCAACCUCCCACAACGCCACCCGGGUAUCAACCCCCUCCAAUGCCACCCGGGUAUCAAUUCUCCGCAACGCCACCCGGCCGAGUAAACGUGACCAGGCCAACAUCGCCACCACCAAGUCCACCCGUCCAGCCAAUUUCGUGGACUUCCUCCCUCUGCAAAUAUUUCCUUAUGUUGAUAAAGAGACGUUAAAAAUAUAUCAAAAUACCAACGAAAAUGAAUUUUGAUAACAAUUUGUCCCGUUUCCUGCUUCAUUUUUAUGAACAAUGUUUGUAAUUUAUUCAAAACUUAUCAAAUUUCAAUUUCACAAGAGAACUACAUAUGUGUUUAAAUAAUCUUGAAGGUAUAACGGGCACUAAUCAUACUAAUACUAAUAACUAAUUUAAUUGUUAAAAUUAUGAUAAAAUUUGUAAAAUUGCUAGCAAAUUAACAUUAUUUAAAAAUUACCCGGUUUUAGGCUAAUUGUACAUAUAACUUAUUCAAAAUUUAUCGAAUUUUCAGUUUCGGAAUUCGGUAGAUACAAAUAACAGACACAAAGUGAUAAUAAUAAUUCACUUUGCUAGUAAAAUUGUUAUAAAAUUUAUUAAAUAUUCCAUUAUUUGUUUAAAAAAAUUACUCCGUUUUUGUACAAUUUUUCAAACUUUGACAAAAUAAACACAAUAAUUUUAAGGUUAAUGCUUUUUAAAUUUAAUUUUGCAAGAUGCAAUCACCACCUAAGUCAUAAGUAAUUGAGUAUAAUAUUAAUGGACGAUA